Symsagittifera roscoffensis is the source of this 3730-nucleotide messenger RNA. Its product is annotated as peripheral plasma membrane protein CASK-like. Lineage: Eukaryota; Metazoa; Xenacoelomorpha; Acoela; Convolutidae. The transcript has 18 exons. The record is from RefSeq and is a predicted model, not a curated record. Bases 44 to 3043 code for a protein of 999 amino acids. Gene Ontology annotation, molecular function: signaling receptor binding; protein kinase activity; ATP binding. Gene Ontology annotation, cellular component: plasma membrane; cell-cell junction. Gene Ontology annotation, biological process: protein phosphorylation; intracellular protein localization; regulation of neurotransmitter secretion.
CUUAUUAAAUAGAUACUAAUGUAAUUUGACAGUUUUGAGCACCAUGGAGUCUGAUGAUCCUACCUUCCAAGAAGUUUAUGAUCUUGGAAAUGUAAUUGGCAGUGGCACUUUCUGUGAAGUUCGCCAAUGCGUUCACAUAGAUUCAGGACAGCUGUUUGCUGUCAAAAUUGUAGAUUACGAAAAAUUAUCAGCUGUGUCAUCUUUCAGUUACGAAGAAUUGAGGCGAAUAUCAAGCCUCUCACAUAUGUUGAAACACCCGCAUAUUGUGGAGCUUCUUGAAACCUACAGUUCAGGAGGAAUUUUCUACAUGGUUUACGAACAUAUGGGAGGUUCUGAUUUAUGCCAGGAAAUUGUCACAAGAGCCGAUGCAGGAUUCGUCUACAGUGAAACAGUUAUCAGUCACUACAUGAAACAAAUUCUAGAAGCCAUCCAAUAUUGCCACGAUUCAAACAUCAUUCACAGAGACCUCAAACCUCAGUGCAUCUUGCUGGCUUCUAAAGAAAACUCAGCUCCCGUUAAAAUAUGUGGCUUCCACGUGGCAACCAUGUUGCCGGACUCAGGAUUGAUCAAAACAGAACACGUCGGCACGCCGUCUUGUAUGUCACCAGAGAUCACGAAUGGAGAAGUUUAUGGCAAGCCAUCUGAUCUAUGGGGAUGUGGCAUAGUGCUGUUCAGCCUGAUAGCGGGCUCUCUGCCUUUCAAUGGGCCCAAACACAGGGUAGUCGAGUCCAUAGUCACGGGCAAACUAAAUAUGAGGACACCAUCUUGGGAAGGCGUAUCUUCAGAAGCAGUAGAUUUAUGUACAAAAUUAUUACAAGUUGACCAGGCGGCAAGGCUCACAGUCGAAGAUGCGCUCCAGCAUCCCUGGAUUAAGGAACGAGAAAAAUGUGCUUCAAAAAAUCAUCUGGCAAGUUCAGUAGAAGAGUUGAGGAAAUUCAACUCGCGGUGCAAACUAAAGACCAAAAAGUCUACUUCUCAAGGUGCAAUACUGGCCGAGAUGCAUAUAGUGACGCCAGAGGGUGUGCCGAUCCACUUGACCAAUGGGGCGGCAGGAGGAGCAGGAGCACCAAAUGGGGUAGUCUCAACAGGCACUGCGGCUGUGGGAGGAGGAGGGACCAUCAUGCCCAAUGGAGCCCCGCACCUGGACGGGUAUCCGAACAACGACACGGACCCCCUCGGAAUAUCCGCUCUCAAUUUCUCUACUUCUGGUGCGUUGAGCUGUAUCGUGGAUGCUUUGGAGAACCCCGGUUACUACGAAGUACUAGGCAGUGAAAAGAAGGCCAAGAUGCUCUCAGAUCUCUGCACAGACUUUUCGCUACACUCACUACUAGACCUUUACGACUCAGUGUGCAAUAAGAAGCCAAUCCUGUCAAGUGUGAAGAGUGAUGCUGAAGACUGUCUGGACAACGGUGGAGUCGAACCAGUACUGUUGGUAUCCCUGUGUGAAGAAGUACUGCACGAUUUGUCUGCCUCAUCUGCCCAGCAGAAUAAUUUCACUCAACAUAACGGCCCAGCGUCUGCAUCGUCACUACAAGAACUGCUAUCAUCCCCAUAUCUAAGUUCCCUUCUGAAGACGUACGACGUUGUCAUCUCAGAGUUAAACAGACCCCGCGCAGAUGCGACAGACGGGAGUGAGACAUCACUCUCCGCGUUAAAUGGGUCCACCUCACAGCAAGGCCUCCCUCAUCAUCCACAGCAGCUAAGCAGCAGUAAUACUCCUAUCAUCAUGGACCGCAACCACCAAGCCCCGCCAGUUAUGGACCAAAACGGAAGUGCAGUAAUUCCCUACCCACCUGCUAACCCAGGACCACACACAGUACGACUCGUGCAGUUCCACCGAGGCACAGACGAGCCAAUGGGCAUCACUCUCAAAAUGACAGAUGCUGGCGAGUGUCUUGUGGCCAGAAUAAUGCACGGGGGAAUGGUGCACAGACAGGCGGCACUGCAAGUGGGAGACCAGAUCAAAGAGAUCAAUGGAACUUCAGUGGCCAAUCAUAGCGUAGAUACUUUGCAAGAGAUGCUGAAUCACCUGAGAGGCAGGAUCACGUUCAAGAUAGUGCCCAGUCAAAUUGCGGUGCCACCACCUUGUGAGUUAUUCGUGCGAGCACUAUUUGAUUACGACCCUGCAAAAGAUGACUCCAUCCCAUGUCCAGAAGCGGGUGUCCAGUUCUUCUGUGGCGAGAUCCUCCAGAUCAUCUCGAAGGACGACCAGGCGUGGUGGCAGGCGAGGAAGUACACAGAUCCCCCUCAUGUCCCAGCCGGACUGAUUCCUUCAAGUGAAUUGCAGGAGUGGAGGGCUACUUUGAGUGAGAAGGAGAGGUACAGGAAAGAGAAUAAUCCUGCCUGUGGAUGGUUCGGAAAGAAAAAGACCAAAGUUAAGAACUUGAGGGGUCCCGGCGCGCUGCCGCGUCUUCCAGGCUCUAUUGAAAUUGUGACGUACGAAGAGGUUGUAAAACUGCCAGCUUUCAUGCGCAAGACUCUGGUUCUGCUGGGUGCGCAUGGUGUCGGCAGGAGACACAUCAAGAACUCUCUCAUAGCCGCUCAUCCAGACAGAUUCGCAUACCCCAUACCUCACACUUCUCGGAAGCCGAUGUUAGACGAAGUGGACGGAAAGAACUACUACUUUGUGACGCAUGACGAAAUGAUGGCGGACAUAGCUGCCAAUCAGUACCUGGAGUACGGAACCCACGAGGACGCCAUGUAUGGUACCAAACUGGAGACGAUCCGACGGAUUCACGCGAGAGGACUCAUUGCUAUUUUGGAUGUGGAACCACAAGCGCUGAAGAUACUAAGAUGUGCAGAGUUUGCGCCUUUUGUGGUUUUCAUUGCGGCUCCCCAGAUUACAACUGAAAAUGCGUUCUCAAAUCAAGGAAGUUUGGAAAGACUGAUGAAAGAGUCUGAUGUUCUCUACCGCUCUUACAGACACCUUUUUGAUCUCAUCAAGGUCAAUGACGACAUCGAUGAUACAAUUAGGACCCUGGAAAAGGCCAUCGAUGAUGUAUGCACAUCCCCGCAAUGGGUUCCCGCCAACUGGGUGUACUAACCAGAGCAGUCAUUGCAAACUAGCUAACGAUUAUCGAUCAUUGGUAAAUAGAUUGUUCUACAAUGACUCGACGAAAGUGACUAAAGGUUAUUUGACACUGCGAGUCUGCGAAUGCUUCUGAAAAGAUGCACAUUAAUUUAUGUCUGGAAAAACUUUUUGAUUACCCAGGAUGGAAUUAAAUUGGCCAUUAAACUUAUUUCCAACUGCAGCAACUCUAUUUUUGUAUUGACGUCAAGUUUUGUGACAACAUGUUAAAACAAGUUAGCUAUAUUAGUGUGCAUUUGUAUGUCUUCUAUACUGUGAAAACAACUAUAGUUGUGAGUCAGUUUCUGUCUGUCUCGCUGUAAAGAUUUGCAGUUGUUUCAGUUCUAUCAUUUCCUCAUUAACUGAUUGAUUUAUUAGAUAUUUCAAAUUUAUGAUAAAUAGUGAUACUUAACAUCAUCUCCAGACUCAUCGUCUUUCACCGAAUUUUUCAUUGUUGAACUGUUUUGAUGCGGUUCAAGGACGUCCUGAUCCACAUGAUUUUAGGUGAAUUGUUUCUAUAGAUACUGUUGUUACUGGUAUCGGUUUUUUGUCGUGAAAUAAAUUAAAUUGAUUUUCGCCUUUCUCUUUUCUUGGAAUUUGCGUUGUGAACUUGGUACAAAUAUGAUAGUUGGGUCUCUAAAGUUUAGAUGAGUCCUUAAAAGA